Staurois parvus is the source of this 301-nucleotide messenger RNA. NCBI's taxonomy places the organism in Eukaryota, Metazoa, Chordata, Amphibia, Anura, Ranidae. The record is from the annotation of a GenBank genome assembly.
CGGACUGACAACCCAUGGGGCUCCCGGGCAAUAGGGGAUCAUGGGGGCCCUGUGUCCUUGCCCAAACUCAAAAAAGCCUAUGAAAAAGGUACCAGGGGCAUCUCAUGGUGCCUCCUACUGACCCCGGGCCCUCAGGCAGUGCCCGAGUUUCCAAAUGGUCAGUCCGCCCCUGCACAGAUCCCCACAUCAACACAAGCAAUGUUAAUGCAGGGAUCUCUCCUGCUAUGUCUUUGUCUAUGCAGUGUGCGAUUGAUCUGUUUCUGCAGUGAGUUUAGCUGUGCGUUUUGAAUUUUUGCACAUG